CUUUGAUUUUUUAUUUGAUUUUGCUGCCAGUAACGACCUUAAAUUUUACACUAAAUAUAUCCGAAACAUUUGCAUGGACAACAGCCGCUACUCAGGGCUGCGGGACGCAAUAAUAAGCGAGGUUGGCGGCAUAGACAGCGCAGUGGGCUUGCUGGUUGCGCGGUUUGAAGACUUUGCAAGUGUGCAGGGGAAAGAUCGGCGACAAACAGCGACAUCACCGGCGGGCGUCAUUCUCAGUGGAAUUCCUGGCAGCGGGAAGACAAGGCUGGCGUUGCAGUUUGCACAGAGCACGGGUCUUCAGUUUGAAACUGUGAGCUGCCCUGACCUUUUUUUUGCCGACCAGGGCAAAAGCGAGGCGCGUCUGAUCGAAUGCUUUGCCGACACAUGGGCAACAACUGCUUCUCCUGGCACCCUGAAAGUCCUCGUUCUCGAGGAUAUUGAUGUGCUGUCUGGAUCGAAGCGGCCCGAUACGGUGGAGGCGCGCAUGUUCUCGCUGCUGCUCGACUGCAUUGACACAUCUGGCGAUGUGUUUGUUGUCGGCACGACCAGCAUGCUGACCGCGAUUCCUGAGGAGAUCAAGCGCUCGGGGCGGCUGGACACAAUAAUCGACACGCAUCUGGCCGAUGUAGCUGCUCGGUCUGCGGUUUUGCAAAUUAUGCUGCGAAAGUUUCCCAACGUCCCGUCAGCCGGGGACAUUGACAGAAUCGCCAAAACAGCGCACGGGUUCUCUGCGGCCGACUUGCAGAGCCUGUGCCUGCGCACAUUCAUGGACCACAAGGACGCAACCACAGCCGAUGAUCUGGUGCGCAUGGCGUCUGAAGUCAAGCCAUCCAACCUGAGCUCUCUUCAGUCAAAGAUACCCCGUGUGCUAUUUUCCGACAUCUUUGGUCUGGACGAAGUUGUCCGGCGCGUGCAGUCGCUGGUUGUGGAUCCGCUGAUGCACGGCGAGAAGUACCGCGAGAUGCAUGUUGAGCCGCCGCGGGGCGCGCUGAUUUAUGGGCCGCCAGGAUCGGGAAAAUCAAUGCUUUGUUGCGCUGUUGCUAACGAGCUGGCAGUUAACACAAUUUGGGUCGACGCGUCGCAGAUGCGCUCGAUGAUCGUUGGCGAGUCCGAAAAGGCCAUUGCGGAUUUGUUUUCGCAGGCGCGGAAGAGCGCGCCCUGCAUUCUUCUGUUUGACCAUAUCGAUGCGCUGGCUCCAAAGCGCGGAACCAGUCAGACGACGGAAAACACGAGCGACCGGAUUGUGACCAGUUUGCUUGUUGAAAUGGACGGGUUCAAUGCAAAUUCAGGCAUGCAGCCAUUUUCUCCUAGCGUGUUCGUUCUAGCCGUGACCAGUCGACCACACGUAGUUGAUUCUGCUCUACUGCGGCCUGGCCGGUUGGACGUUCGCAUUGGGCUGGGGGUACCAGACGCAAAGCAACGCGAGGCGAUAUUGGUCGGUUACAUGGCUAAGACCCAGACAACAGCCGAUGUGCGCACGAAUGACGCAUUCAUUGGCAUGCUGGUGGAGCGGACUCACGGAUACACAGGUGCUGACAUUGCGAAUCUGUGUCGCGAAGCCGCGCUGACUGCGCUACGGAGAGACAUUGGGGCUGAGAUGGUUACCGGGGCCGAUUUUUUAAAGUGUCUGGAUGCAGGUCUGCGAUAGUCUGCGUAGCCGCGGGUUUAGGAAUUCUAGAAAUUCAAUAAAAUUGUUGAGCAAUAAUGAUCAUCAUUCACCCAGGUAAAAAAUUUACUUGGGGGUGGUAUUCUCGCGUCUGCAGCAACAGAUGAUUGAUAAUAUCCCAGAAAAGAUGGAGAAGCGCAAGAUAAGGAAAAAGGAAAAAGGAAAAAGAAAUAAAACAAGGUCAAUAACAGAAAAAUAUAUUUACAAAUUUUAAAAUUGUCGGAAAAAUGAGAGAUAUUAG
Messenger RNA from Kickxella alabastrina, 1907 nucleotides. Its product is annotated as P-loop containing nucleoside triphosphate hydrolase protein. The record is from RefSeq and is a predicted model, not a curated record. Bases 74 to 1648 code for a protein of 524 amino acids. The transcript has 7 exons. NCBI's taxonomy places the organism in Eukaryota, Fungi, Kickxellomycota, Kickxellomycetes, Kickxellales, Kickxellaceae. Gene Ontology annotation, cellular component: cytoplasm. Gene Ontology annotation, molecular function: ATP binding; ATP hydrolysis activity.